AGAGGGCGCGCGGCGGAGAUGGGCGAGACCAUGUCAAAGAGGUUGAAGUUGCAUCUGGGAGGGGAGGCGGAGAUGGAGGAGCGCGCGUUCACCAAUCCCUUCCCGGACUACGAGGCCGCCCUCGCCGCCGCGGGGCUCACUACCGGAACCUCAGAAGAGUCGGGCUGUGUUCGCACCCAAUCCACCACAGAUGAGUUCGGCCUUCCUUUCCACCACGACGGCAAGAUCAUUCACAAUUUUGUGAGGCGGAUCCAGACCAAAAUCAAAGAUCUUCUACAGCAGAUGGAAGAAGGGCUGAAGACAGCUGAUCCUCAUGAUUGCUCUGCUUAUACUGGUUGGACAGGCAUAGCCCUUUUGUACCUGCAGCUGUACCGGGUCACUUGUGACCAGACAUACCUGCUUCGAUCUCUGGAUUAUGUAAAGAGAACACUUAGGAACCUGAAUGGUCGCAGGGUCACUUUCCUCUGUGGAGAUGCUGGGCCCCUUGCUGUAGGAGCUGUGAUAUAUCAUAAACUCAAAAGUGACUGUGAAUCCCAGGAAUGCAUCACAAAACUUUUGCAGCUGCACAGAAGCAUUGUCUGCCAAGAAUCAGAGCUUCCUGAUGAGCUGCUGUUCGGUCGAGCAGGUUAUCUGUAUGCCUUACUGUACCUGAACACGGAGAUUGGCCCUGGCACUGUGUGUGAAUCAGCCAUUAAAGAGGUAGUCAAUGCUAUUAUUGAAUCCGGUAAAACCUUAUCAAGAGAAGAAAGAAAAACUGAUCGCUGUCCCCUAUUGUAUCAGUGGCACAGGAAGCAGUAUGUUGGAGCAGCCCAUGGCAUGUCUGGGAUCUACUAUAUGUUAAUGCAGCCUGCAGCAAAAGUGGACCAAGAAACCUUAAUAGAAAUGGUGAAGCCUAGUAUCGAUUAUGUACGCCACAAGAAAUUUCGAUCUGGGAAUUAUCCAUCUUCAUUAAGCAAUGAAACAGAUCGAUUGGUCCACUGGUGCCAUGGUGCCCCAGGUGUCAUCCAUAUGCUCAUGCAAGCAUAUAAGGUUUUUAAGGAGGAGAAAUACCUGAAAGAGGCCAUGGAGUGUAGUGAUGUGAUUUGGCAGCGAGGUUUGCUCCGAAAGGGAUACGGGAUUUGCCAUGGGACCUCUGGGAAUGGCUAUUCUUUUCUGUCUCUUUACCAUGUCACAAAGGAUAAAAAGUAUCUCUACCGAGCUUGCAAGUUUGCAGAGUGGUGUCUAGAUUAUGGAGCGCAUGGAUGCCGCAUUCCUGAUAGACCAUAUUCCCUGUUUGAAGGCAUGGCUGGCGCUAUUCACUUUCUCUCUGACAUCCUGGUACCAGAGACAUCACGAUUUCCAGCAUUUGAACUUGGCAUUUCACAAAGAAAUUAAAAAGAGGAAAAAUGGCACAUACUUCACAGGACAGGAUUCACAGACAUCAGUUUAACAAUUACAAGUGUUUGAAAUCAGAUUUCAGAACAUCUCAUUCAUUUCUUGUAUUUCUUUGUGUCCACAACUGUGUUCUCCAAAUGUACCUAAAUUUAAAAAUAUGUACAUGCACAAUACCAUUUCAAAAUCUGAAGGAAAAAAGCUAAAGUCCACAAAAAGUAUUUGAAGUUCUUUGGUUUUAUUAGUAAAAGACAGUUUUGUGUGAUAA
Molecule: messenger RNA, 1639 nt
Organism: Marmota flaviventris (yellow-bellied marmot)
Lineage: Eukaryota; Metazoa; Chordata; Mammalia; Rodentia; Sciuridae
Gene: Lancl2
Product: LanC like glutathione S-transferase 2
Biological process (GO): carbohydrate metabolic process; peptide modification
Cellular component (GO): plasma membrane
Source: RefSeq, a predicted model, not a curated record